AACAGGGGCGUAAAACUUCCUGUGCUGUAGAUCUGCAGCCUUUCCGUACAGACGGAAGAGGUGACGACUGUAAGAGGAACAUGUCUGCGUUUAUUUUAAGUGUAAAGAUCCAUCCUAUGACGGUUGUCGACCAGAGAACUAAUUUAGUGUUGGUAUAAAGUUGUUUGAGUGUGAGGGGACAGAAAUUUCCCCUCGGAUCAUCGGAUGACGAACUGCUCGCGCUAAACUUCCACGUGAGAGAUUAGCGAGUUCGCGGUUGUGUAAAACUACUAAUCUCUCACCAACCUGAUCUACAGGAGUCAUCACAGAUAUCGCCCUGAGACAGCAGGAAUUCUCAGUGGUUCCUCUGACAGCACUGGACGUGUUCACCGACCCGCAGUCUCUUCUUCAGGGCCUGAAAUCACUCGCGUUUGAAAGUGCGUCACAGAAAUAAGGGCCCAGAUCAGCGCCGAGUCAGUGGUAGAAAACAAACUGAUCAGAUCCAUCAUGAUUAAAACACAUACAUCAGGAGAUGAAGAUUUUUCUACAGAAUGCAGAUCUGUUCAUCAGAUGAGAUCAUAUCCAGAGUCCAGCUGUGUGUCUAUGAAGAGUGAUUGGUCUAUGGAUCGACCAGUGAAGUUUAACAGUGGAGAUUCACGGCCUGUUCUCAGAUCAGUUCAUCAGAAGAGAUCAGAAGCAGAGUCCAGCUGUGUGUCUAUGAAGAGUGAUGCGUCUAUGGAUCGACCAGUGAAGUUUAACAGUGGAGAUUCACGGACUGGUCUCAGAUCAGUUCAUCAGAAGAGAUCAGAAGCAGAGUUCAGCUGUGUGUCUAUGAAGAGUGACGAGUCUAUGGAUCCACCAAUGAAGUUUAACAAUGGAGAUUCACGGCCUGAUCUCAGCAAUGAGGUCCUCAACACAUUUAGAUCAAAUCUGAAGAGGAAGUUUGAGCGUCUGCAUGAGGGAACAGCAAUACAGGGAAACCCAACACUGCUGAAUGAGAUCUACACAGAGCUCUACAUCACAGAGAGUGAGAGUGGAGAGAUCAGUAAUGAGCAUGAGGUGAGACAGAUUGAGACACAAUCCAGGAGAACAGCAACAGAGGACACAGCCAUCAAAUGCAAUGACAUCUUUAGACGUUUACCUGGACAAGACAAAGCCAUCAGAACUGUGCUGACAAAGGGAGUCGCUGGCAUUGGAAAAACAGUCUCUGUGCAGAAGUUCAUCCUGGACUGGGCUGAAGGGAAAGAGAAUCAGGACGUCCAGUUCAUAUUUCCACUUCCUUUCAGAGAAAUCAACCUGAUGAAGGACAAAACACUCAGUCUUUCAGAUCUACUUCAUGUCUUUUUCCCUGAAACUAAAGAAAUGGAAAUAUCCAGUGCUGAAUAUAAAGUGUUGUUCAUCUUUGAUGGUCUGGAUGAGUGUCGUCUGUCUCUGGACUUUAAGAGUAAAGUGAAACUGUGUAAUAUAUCUGAAUCAGCCUCAGUGGAUGUACUGCUGACGAACCUGAUUGAGGGGAAUCUGCUUCCCUCUGCUCUCAUCUGGAUCACCUCCAGACCAGCAGCAGCUGAUCUCGUCCCCUCUGAGUGUGUCCAUCGAGUGACAGAGGUACGAGGAUUCAAUGAGCCACAGAAGCAGGAAUACUUCAGGAAGAGAAUCAGUGAUAAGAGAUUAGCUAAUAAAAUCAUCUCACACCUGAAGUCAUCAAGGAGCCUCUACAUCAUGUGCCACAUCCCAGUGUUCUGCUGGAUCUCAGCCACUGUUCUAGAGAAGAUGUUGAGUCGAGCAGAGAGUGGAGAGAUUCCCAAGACUCUCACUCAAAUGUACACACACUUCCUGAUCCUUCAGACCAACAUCAAACAUGAGAAGGACUAUGAGAAGAAGGUGACAGAUGAAGACAUGAUCCUCAAACUGGGGAAACUGGCUUUUCAGCAGCUGGUGAAAGGAAACCUGAUCUUCUAUGAGGAAGAUCUGAGAGAGUGUGGCAUUGAUGAGACAGAAGCAUCAGUGUACUCAGGAUUGUGCACUCAGAUCUUCAGAGAGGAGUUUGGCUUGUAUCAGGGGAAAGUCUUCAGCUUCGUUCAUCUGAGCAUUCAGGAACAUCUAGCAGCUCUACAUGAGCACCUCUCCUUGACCUUUAUAAUCAAGAACAUCAUUGAUCAAACCAAAGGAAAUAUUCUAUCUUCCUUAAACUGGAUGGGGUUAAUAUAUAAGCUGCAUCAGAGAGCUGUGGACGAGGCUUUACAGAGUAAGAAUGGACAUCUGGAUCUUUUCCUGCGUUUUCUUCUGGGUCUCUCACUGGAGUCCAAUCAGACUCUCUUACGAGAACUACUGACACAGACAGGAAUCUGCUCCUACAACAAAGAGGAAACAACUGAUUACAUCAAACAGAAGAUCAGAGAGAAUCUCUCUCCAGAGAAAUUCAUCAAUCUGUUUCACUGUCUGAAUGAACUGGGUGAUGAUUCACUGAUGCAGGAGAUGCAACGUUAUCUGAAAUCUGGAGAAAUAAGAAAAGCCAAACUCUCGUCUUCACAGUGGUCAGCUCUGGUUUAUGUGUUGCUGACAUCAGAGCAGAAGAUGGAUGUGUUUGAUCUGAAACCGUUUAUUGGAUCACAACAUACAGCAGAUGAAGUUCUUCAGUAUCUGUUACCUGUGGUUAAAGAAUCCAGAUCAGUUCGGCUGUGUGAAUGUAAUCUCACUGCUCAGUCUUGGGAGAGUUUGUCAUCAGCUCUACAAUCCUCAAACUCCCUCCUGAGAGAGUUGGAUCUGCGUAACAGUGACUUGCAGGACUUGAAGAGUCCAAACUGUCAACUGGAGAUACUGAGACUACUUCAAUGUAAUCUCACCGCUCAGUCUUGUGGGAGUUUGUCAUCAGCUCUACAAUCCUCAAACUCCCUCCUGAGAAAGUCGAAUCUGAGUAACAGUGACUUGCAGGAUUCUGGAGUGAAGCUGUUUUUUGAUGGACUGAAGAGUCCAAAUUGUCAGCUGGAGAUACUGAGACUAUGUGAAUGUAAUUUCACUGCUCAGUCUUGUGAGAGUUUGUCAUCAGCUCUACAAUCCUCAAACUCCCUCCUGAGAGAGUUGGAUCUGAGUAACAGUGACUUGCAGGAUUCUGGAGUGAAGCUGCUUUCUGAUGGACUGAAGAGUCCAAACUGUCAGCUGGAGAUACUGAGGUUGUCUGGUUGCAUGGUGACAGAGGAGGGAUGUGGUUAUUUGUCUUCAGCUCUGAGUUCAAACCCCUCACACCUGAGAGAGCUGGAUCUGAGCUACAAUCACCCAGGAGAUUCAGGAGUCAAAAUGCUCUCUGAAAAACUGGAGGAUCCAAACUGCACACUGGACAAACUCAAGUUUGAUAUUAUAAUCAGCCACGUGGAGGCACAAGCGGCGUACCGCCCACAUCAACGUAAACAAAGCAGGAGACUUCACUUCAUUGUUUAUCUCGGCUACUUGCAUCUUGUUACUGGAAGAAGACGCGCUGUGAGGAGUAAGAUUUAUAUUUCCCUCAGAGGAAGAGUGUGUUGCGACACAUGGCGAGAUCCACCGAAGGAUGAUCUGAUACCUGCAUCACAGAUGAAUGCUACAUGAAUUCCACAUGAAGAGUGCUGUACCAGCAUCAGAUGUUCAACUACACUGAUUUUUUUAUUGUAAAACAAUUUCCUGGACUACUUAUGAUGAGUUUUGUUUCUUAAAUCCAUGGAAAGAAGCAGCAAUCAAUUAAAUAUCAGGUAUAAUUUACUUGUUUCACUUGUUGAACAGAAUUCAGAAAACAGUUUUCAGGAAUGACACAAAGUCUGUUCACGUCUCUAUGGUUAGAUCGGUGUAGUCAAUAAUGUGCUUUUGACCUU
Messenger RNA from Labeo rohita (rohu), 3821 nucleotides. Its product is annotated as NACHT, LRR and PYD domains-containing protein 3. The transcript has 12 exons. The coding region runs from base 487 to 3561 and encodes 1024 amino acids. Gene Ontology annotation, molecular function: protein binding. Lineage: Eukaryota; Metazoa; Chordata; Actinopteri; Cypriniformes; Cyprinidae. The record is from RefSeq and is a predicted model, not a curated record.